AUGGAAGAGGGUGGCCUGUGUGGUGGUGUCAAGAUUGCUGAAACUGCCCACGCCCCCAAUGCCCACGCCCCACAACCCAUGCCCCACAGUCCACGCCCUCACAACCCACAGCCCACGCCCCCACAUCCCACGCCCCCACAACCCACGCCCCCACAACCCACGCCCCCACAGCCCACGCCCUCACAACCCACAGCCCACGCCCCCACAUCCCACGCCCCCACAACCCACGCCCCCAUCACCAAAACAACCAAGAAUUGCCCAUUAUUUUGA
This is a messenger RNA of Homarus americanus (American lobster), 270 nucleotides long. RefSeq names its product gamete and mating-type specific protein A-like. The transcript has a single exon. Bases 1 to 270 code for a protein of 89 amino acids. NCBI's taxonomy places the organism in Eukaryota, Metazoa, Arthropoda, Malacostraca, Decapoda, Nephropidae. The record is from RefSeq and is a predicted model, not a curated record.